AUGGCCAAAAAAUUCGAUACCAAUGAAGAUUGCAUUGAAAAUCCAGAAAAUUUAAAAAGGCUCUCUUGCACAUCGUCUACCUCAUCAACAAUGAUUACUGGAAUUAUUUCUCUUGAUUUAUUACAAAUCUGGAGCCAACUUCCUGAUACGAUUCGGAUGGAUUCAAGUUUGGACGUGUUCAAAAAAGAGUAUGAAAAGAUACUGAAAAGUUCACCAUUGAUGACAUUUACAACUAGAGACUAUUUAUUUCCAAACGAAUUAUCAGUACGUCAAGAAGAAGCAGAAAAUCAUAAAAGAGGAAAGGAACAUUCAGUCAAAAAUUUUAAUGCUCGUAAAUCUAAAUUUAAAUGCAUUAUGAGAUAUACUAAAAUGGCUUUACUUGUUACCUGCUGUAUUGCUUUUUCCAUUACGUUAAUGAUAACAGAAGAAAAAAAAGAAAACUAUCAUGUUAUCUCAGUACCAAAUAAUGACAUAAAAAAAAUAGGUAUGUUAUUAAAACAUAGUACCUGUAGAAGUGAUAAAAUUAGUGUAACCAUCGAAGGUUCAUCUCUAGUAGAAAAAGAUACAGUAAACAUUUCUCAAACUUACUUGUCGAUAUGGUUAUCAGAAGAAAAUGAUAAAUUCAAUGAUAUUCAAGUUAUUAAGAACAUAUCAGAAGAGUGGAUUUUACCCUUGGCACCAUCAGAAUCCUACUCACCCAUCUCUCAUCGCCGAAUUAACACUUUUAUACUCAAGGAAGACUUACGAAAUCGUGCGAUUGUAAUUAAUUUGAAAUCAAAUUCACGUUCAUCGGUUCCUCUGAUGCUAUCUUACAAUUUGACACCACUCGAUGUAAACAAAGGACUUGCGUUUGGAACUUUUCUAUUGAUCGGAUUUUAUGUUAUUAUAAUGUUUGAUUUGGUACACAGGACGAUUGCAGCUUUAUUAGCAGCCACUGGCUCUUUAGCAAUAUUAUCUGCUUUAAAUCAGAAACCAACAAUGAGUCAAAUUAUAUCAUGGGUUGAUUUUGAUACCAUUAUGUUGCUAUUUUCAAUGAUGGUUUUGGUGGCUAUUGUUGCAGAUUCUGGUGCUUUAGAUUAUUUUGCAGUAUUCGCAUACAAGAUAACUCACGGGAAAGUUCUGCCCCUUGUAAGCAUGCUAUGCUUUUUCACAGCUUUUGUUUCCGCUGUUUUAGAUAACGUUACCGUUAUUAUGCUUAUAAUACCUGCAACUAUUAAAAUUUGCGAAGUGAUAAAGAUUAAUCCCGUCUCUGUCAUAAUAAUAAUGGUAAUGUUUUCAAAUAUUGGCGGUGCUAUGACACCAGUAGGUGAUCCCCCAAACGUGAUCAUUGCUUCGAACAGACGUGUAAUCGCGGCGGGAAUCGACUUUGGCACAUUUACACUUCAUAUGACUAUUGGUGUAUUAUUAGCUUUAGUUAUUUUGUAUGGACAUUUCAGAUUCAUUUUUAGAAAUAUCGAUAAAUUACGUUUUCAGAAACCAAAAAAAAAUCAGGAAUUACAACAGGAAAUCAAUAAGUGGCAGAUGAUGGCAGUGACUCUAACAAGUCAUAAUAAAGGCGAUGUUAUUGCUCGAGAUGUCCUAUUAAAUAAAAUUAAAGAGCUACUACAAAAAUUACAAAAUAAAGUUGAAAGUGAAAAUAAUUGUACGGAAAACUUUGAAACUACAGUGAAGGAACUCAAAGAGAAGUACAAAAUUAGAGAUAAAUGUCUUCUAGUGAAAUCUGGAAUUUGUAUGGCGCUUGUUAUUAUUCUAUUCUCUUUGCAUAGUUCACCAAGUUUUCAUUUAUCCAUUGGCUCGAUAGCAUUUUUGUGUAUUUUGUUACUUCUUAUAAUCGCAGACAAUAAAACGUUUGAUGAUUUAUUAACUCGAGUCGAAUGGAGCACUCUAUUAUUUUUUGCUGCAUUGUUUAUACUAAUGGAGGCUUUAACAGAACUUGGACUUAUAUCAUGGAUAGGUGAUAAAACAGAAUCGAUUAUUUUGUCCGUAAGCGAGGAAUCAAGGUUAUCUGUUGCGAUUCUGCUUUUAUUGUGGGUAUCAGCGUUUGCAGGUGCUCUUGUAGAUAAUGUACCACUUGCAACGAUGAUGGUAAAAAUUGUUACUGGUAUAGCAGAAAAUAGUAAACUCAAAUUACCUCUUCAGCCACUUGUUUGGGCUCUUUGCUUCGGUUGUUUAGGAGGGAAUGGAACUUUGAUUGGAGCUACUACAAAUGUUGUGUGUGCUGGGGUAGCUGAACAAUAUGGUUACCGAGUCACAUUCAUGCAAUUUUUCAAGAUUGGAUUUCCAGUUUUACUGACCAGCACAUUAACCAUCUCAGUCUAUUUAAUUAUCGCUCAUGUGAUUUUUGAAUGGAAUAAUUGA
Messenger RNA from Copidosoma floridanum, 2358 nucleotides. RefSeq names its product P protein. Lineage: Eukaryota; Metazoa; Arthropoda; Insecta; Hymenoptera; Encyrtidae. Gene Ontology annotation, biological process: transmembrane transport. The record is from RefSeq and is a predicted model, not a curated record. Gene Ontology annotation, cellular component: membrane.